Momordica charantia (bitter melon) is the source of this 1868-nucleotide messenger RNA. RefSeq names its product putative polyol transporter 6. NCBI's taxonomy places the organism in Eukaryota, Viridiplantae, Streptophyta, Magnoliopsida, Cucurbitales, Cucurbitaceae. The record is from RefSeq and is a predicted model, not a curated record. Gene Ontology annotation, cellular component: membrane. Gene Ontology annotation, biological process: transmembrane transport. Gene Ontology annotation, molecular function: carbohydrate transmembrane transporter activity.
UUGCAUUAGAAAAGUACUCAACGAACACCCCCAAUAAUAGGAGAAUAUUUCUGAAUGGGUGAAUGAAUAAAGUUGCAUACUGCUAGUGCCACCUCAUGUGAGACACUGAAUCAUGGAGAGACGUGUAAUUCAUUCAUAAUACGAUGCUGUUCAUGCAAAUUUGGCAAAUCUGAAACCCCCAAGAAUUAACUCUCCACUCACCUAACCAAACGCACCACAAUUACAGCCUCUUAUCUGCUUCCUUUAUGCCCAUUGAUUCCAUUCCUUUGAAAAGCAACAAACUCUCUGAGAUGGAGACGAGUUCUGCAACUGCAAUGGAGGCCAUCGAACUGGAAAAAGACUCGAAAUCACAAUCGAAGGGAUUUGGGAUCAACAAAUACACCUUAAUUUGCUCUGUUUUGGCCUCCACAAACUCCAUUUUACUGGGCUAUGAUAUUGGAGUAAUGAGUGGGGCUGUGCUUUACAUCGAAGACAAUCUCAAAAUCUCAUCCACCCAAGUGGAAAUCCUGGUGGGUUCUUUAAACGUGCUCUCUCUCAUCGGUUCUCUCGCCUCCGGCCGGACUUCCGAUUCGAUUGGCCGGCGCUACACCACAUUCCUCGCAUCGACAACAUUUCUAGUAGGCGCGUUGCUGAUGGGGCUCGCCCCAUCCUUCCCUCUCCUCCUCGCCGGCCGGAUGAUCGCCGGCGUCGGCGUCGGCUACGCCCUAAUGGUCGCUCCCGUCUACACGGCGGAGCUCUCCCCCGCCACCUCCCGCGGUCUCCUCAGUUCGCUCCCCGAAAUCUUCAUCACUCUCGGUAUUCUCCUGGGCUACAUCAUCAACUACGCCCUCUCCGACCUGCCGCCGCACAUGAACUGGAGGAUCAUGCUCGGACUCGCCGGCGUACCGGCGCUCGUCGUCGGCGUGGGCGUACUGGCAAUGCCCGAGUCCCCGCGUUGGCUCGUAAUGAAGGGCAAAUUGGAAGAAGCCAAAAAGGUCUUAAUCAAGAUCUCCAUAAACGAAACCGAAGCAGAGGAGAGACUCGAGGCAAUAAGCACCGCCGCCGACGCCGACGCCGCCGCCGCCGCCGCCUCGGGGAAUUGGCACGGGCAAGGGGUUUGGAAGGAACUACUGAUAAACCCCACAAAGCCGAUUCGCCGGAUGCUAAUAGCCGCCAUCGGAAUCAACUUCUUCAUGCAAGCCUCAGGAAACGACGCCGUCAUGUACUACUCGCCGGAGGUAUUCCGCGCCGCCGGAAUCCACCGGAAGCGGCAUCUGUUCGGCGUGAAUGUCGUAAUGGGCGUUACAAAGACCUGCUUCGUACUAUUCUCAGCCCUAUACUUGGACCGGUUCGGGAGACGGCCGCUUCUUCUAGUAGGCUCGUCCGGGAUGACGGUGGCGCUGGGGCUAUUGGGCCUGGGCUCGAAAUGCAUGGAGAAGGCGAACAGCAGGCCGACAUGGGCCGUGGUGGUGAGCAUCGUGGCGUUGUGUGGGGACGUGGCGUUGUUUUCAAUUGGGCUCGGGCCCAUAACGUGGGUGUACACGACGGAGAUAUUCCCGAACAGGAUUCGGGCCCAGGGUUCGAGCCUGGCGAUAUCACUGAACAGAUUGGUGAGUGGAGUGGUGUCGAUGACGUUUCUGAGCAUUUCGAAGGAGAUAACGUUUGGAGGGAUGUUUUUUGUGCUGUCGGGAAUAAUGGCAAUGGCUACGCUCUUCUUUUACUUCUUUUUGCCAGAGACCAAAGGAAAAAGCUUGGAGGAGAUCGAACUCCUCUUCCAUGAUAACCACACUCACACAACAACAACAACAACCACCCACAAAAAUGAUGAUCAACACACAAUCUAAUCUUGUAACCAUUUUCUUUUAUGUUAAUAUUGUUUUUGAGGAUUU